Messenger RNA from Gracilinanus agilis (Agile Gracile Mouse Opossum), 3806 nucleotides. RefSeq names its product upregulator of cell proliferation (gene URGCP). The transcript is spliced from 2 exons. The record is from RefSeq and is a predicted model, not a curated record. Gene Ontology annotation, molecular function: GTP binding. Bases 82 to 2655 code for a protein of 857 amino acids. Lineage: Eukaryota; Metazoa; Chordata; Mammalia; Didelphimorphia; Didelphidae.
GGAACAGAAGAAGCUCAGGAGAAUGGGCAGCCAAUUGUGGCUGACUUCCUCGCAGAGGAGAGAAGUAGGCUUCAUGAAACGAUGUCACUCUUGGGACUGGAGACAUACUGUAACAGGAAACUCAGCCUCCAGGAUGCCCGGCAGAUCAGCUUUGACAGUAUGAAGAACUGGGCACCCCAGGUGCCUACCGACUUGCCUUGGAGCUUCCUGCGAAAGCUGUUGGCUCUUAACUCGGAAGUCCGAAACACUACCCUGCUAUCAGACUUGCCCCAGGAUGACAGGACAGGUGAGAAGGAAACACAAGUGGACGAGCAAGAAAUAUACUGGGGUACCUCCGAGGAUAUUUAUUCUCUUACGGAGCUGGCCACGACCCCCGACGUGCCGCUGAAUCCCUUGGACCUCCUCUGUGCGCUUCUUCUUUGCUCCGACAGCUUCCUGCAGCAGGAGCUGCUGGUCAAGAUGUCCCUUUGCCAGUUUGCCCUCCCUGUAGUCCUGCCCGACUCAGAGAACCAAAACCACACCUUCCUGCUGUGGGCCCUGCGGCGGGUAAUGAGGACGUGGUGGUGGCAAUCCCCAGGGGGAUCCAGGACUUCGAGAGAGGAGAGUUUGGUGCUCACGAGGGUACCGAUCAUCUCCUUCGCACGCAUGGACAUCAGUAGCCACUCGAAGUCUCACCUCCUCAAUGCCGUCAUGAGCUCCUGUCACCACCAGCCUCACGACUACUUCUGCCACCGGGAGAUGCCAUCCGCAGCCAAUGCUCGGGAGAUUGCGGACGGGUUGGUGGAGAUGUCCUGGUACUCUCCCAGCGGUGGUGGCGGCAGCAGCAAAGAGAACUUGGACGUCUUCCCAGAACCCGUAGCCUUUGCCAACCUGAGAGGCGAGAUAGGAAGUCACUGGCAGCAGUUUAAGCUUCUGACGGAGACGUCCUCCGCCGUUUUCAUAUUAACUGACAACAUAGGUCAAAAGGAGUAUGAGCUGCUCUGCUCCCUGAGUGGGUCCACCACGCGCUAUUACCUCAUCCUGAGCCCCUACCGCGGCAAACGCAACGCCAACCUGAGGUUCCUGAACAAACUGGUCUCCGUCCUUCAAAUGGACUACUCGCACGUCCUGGUGAAGGUCAGCAGCACAGAUAGCAAACGCCUGGUCAGGAGGCUCCAGGCCAUCGUGGCCAACGUCAUCAAAUCGGCAAGUAGGAAGGUGUCCCUGGAGGACAUGGCAGAAACCGCCAGGACCCUGGGGCUCAAGGUGGACGAGGACUGUGAGGAGUGCCAGAAGGCGCGAGAGCGGGUGGAGAAGAUCACUCAGGACAUCCACGACGUGGAGCUCUACAAAAGGGAGAAGCUCAGGCUGCAAGGGGACCCUUGGAGAAACAUCGCUCAAGUGGAGAAGGAGCUUUGUCGGCUGCAGCGGGCGGGGGACUCUUCGCCCGAAAAAUACAAAUCAGAGCUCCGGCAGCGCCUGCUGGCCUUAAGGAUGCACCAGAACCGCUACGAGCUGGGGUGGGCCAUGCAGGAGUUUAUUAAGGGAAUUGCCAAUCCUUCCCUCGUGGAGAAGCAGUACUUCCUGGGCUGGAUGAAGCUGAAGCUGGAGGAGAUGGCCCGGCAGAGAUGGAGACAGUCACCCGAAGCCCUUGCUCCGCUGGGACCAAAGCACAGCAGGCCGGCAGAAUUCCGGGAGCAGUUCUGGCCCGCCCCCUUAGGGGUGGAGCACUUCUUGAGGGAAAUGGGGCAGUUUUAUGAGGCAGAAUGCUACCUCGUGGAGGCGGGGAAGAUGGCGGAAAACCAAAAGCGCUUCACGCACUUUGUGGGCCUGGCCUCGGAGCUGGUCCUCGGCGGCUUUCCUCUGGAACUGAUGGAUCGAGGCACGUGCUGCGUCCCCUUGCGGUGGGUGACGGGCAUCCUGAGGGAGCUCCACGCUCGGCUGGAGGGCAGACCCCGCCUGCUGGUGCUCUCGGUGCUGGGCACGGAGGGCACGGGGAAAUCCACUCUGCUCAAUACCAUGUUUGGGCUCCAGUUCGCCACGGGCAGGAGCUGCAAGCCCCACGGUACUUUCAUGCAGCUCAUUUCCGUGACGGAGGACUUCCGUCAGGACCUGGGCUGCGACUUCAUUCUGGUCAUUGACUCGGGAGGCUUGACAGGCGGGGUCACGGCCGCCCGGGGGGAAAGGUACGAGCUGGAGGUCUCUCUGGCCACUCUCGCCAUGGGGCUCAGCAACAUCACUGUGGUCAGCAUGGCCGAAGCCAAGGACACCCCUCUGGCUGCCCUCCACGCCUUUCUGAGGCUUGAAAAAUUGGGCCACGUCCCCAACUGUCAACUCGUGUCCCAGGACCUGAGCGAGGGGCCGGUGGCCAGACCCCACCUGAGAGACAGGAGGCAGCUGCUGCAACAACUGAGCGACCUGAGCAGGGCCGUGGCCGAGCUGGAGAAGCAGGAGGAGGAGCGGACCCUUUCUGACAUGGUCUUGUGCGACCCCGAGAAGCACAUUUGGCACAUCCCUCGCCUGUGGCACGGAGUGCCCCCCAUGGCCCCCGUGAGCCUGGGCUACUGCGAGGCCGUCUUUGAGCUGAAGAGGUGUCUGCUGGAGAACAUCCGCAAUGGCGUGUGCCACCAACACAGAGACAUCGUCCAGCUGGUGGAACUGGUGGGGCGGCUGUGAAGGCAGAGACCCCUGGAAACGAGAGCUGUUGCCCAACCUGCAGGGAGGGACCUCUCCAAAGCGGAGGGGAAUCCCGACUAGGAGAGGUUUCCCGAGGCGAUGAAGAGUGAAGCUCGAGGUCCUGGAGAGCCGUCUGGACACAGAGCAGCAGCUGGCGCCCAAGCCUGCUUGAGAAGAGCGGUGGGGACGAACGGAGCCGGUUUGCAUCCUCCUAGGACCCGGUUCAGAGAGCGAAGCAGCCAUCGAACCAGCUCCGAGCUCAGAGUGAUUUUUUCCGGAAUACAGAAUUGCCCUAUCAGGAAAGCCUCCAACAUUGCUAAUUUGAAGGCCCUGAACGCCCUAGAAAGGAACACCCAAGCCCCGAUUUCAUUCUCUGGCUUGGUGCCUCGAGGUGUGCCAUUCAAGGCUGCUCCCAGGUUGGCAGGCACUUCCUAAGGGCUAGUUCCCUCCAUUUUGCCUCCUCCUGGAACGGUGUGGUCCUCCCCUAGGACAUCCUUCCUGUCCCAGAUCAUCACAAAGGCCCAGGACAAGGGGUGGGAAUAGAGGGAAUUGUGCAGAGACCCCAAGGGUCCCCUCUCUUCAGGUGAGGGUCAUUCUCUGGUCUGGCCAAGGGGUUCAGCAUGAAUGCCAGGACCUGUAGGAUUGCCACUUUCCUAACUGACAUUUCUGCCAUGGGCCCAUGGGGUACGAAGCACUUUAUUUAUUGACUUCUCUGCUAAUAAUGAGUGAUACCAGGCAGGUUCUUCUCCUUGUUUGUGCCUUAAUUUUCCUAUUUCCCAAAUAAGGACUUGUAUGCCCACCUGAUGUGUUAGGAGGCUGAAUGAGAGUGUGUUUGUAAACUUGGAAUACCUCAGAAAGUCACCAUAAAAACGUCAUGUGUGCGUCACUGCUGUCUGUAGCCAAAGGAGUCCUUCUUUCCCCCAGGAUGUCCCUGGGAUACUCGGGCUGUACCCGGAGUUAUGAAUGGUCAGGGGGAUGGUUUGGCCAGCCAAAAACACUGGAGAAAGAGGAAAUGGGACAAAAAUACCAAGACGUUUGGGGUCAAGUUCCCAAGAUGUGGGUUAAAUUCUAUCAACGUUUGUGAAAGGGACUUAUCAGAAGGUAAAGGAAAUACUUUCCCACUUGAUUCAACACAGGCGUUAAUAAAAACA